Messenger RNA from Topomyia yanbarensis, 1772 nucleotides. RefSeq lists its product as uncharacterized. The transcript is spliced from 5 exons. The record is from RefSeq and is a predicted model, not a curated record. Lineage: Eukaryota; Metazoa; Arthropoda; Insecta; Diptera; Culicidae. The coding region runs from base 464 to 1468 and encodes 334 amino acids.
UCGUUUACUACCAACAUCUGUGAUUGGCGUGUAACGGUUUGUCCGGAAUUUCCAUUCAAAGUGGAUUUUGACAGUUGGCUUUUAGGCCGUAAUCAUAUGUUUGUCGAGAAUUUUCAUGCAUUUUCUAGCAUAUACUUCUAGUAAAUAUUCAAUUAGUGGAUAGACCGAAUACGUCCAAUGCACAAAAUUUGCAGCAGAAGAAACGAGAGGCAGAUCAAAAAGUAUGAUAUCGGUGAUUAAAAAAAAGUUCUGCGUAUGCCUGGUCCAGACAUUUACAGACUUUUAAAACAGUAAUAAACUGACCGAUUUUCUUCAGAAAAUAGAUGUGUCCCAGCAUGCAAAGAAUUACGAAUCAAAUACCGUUCAUACUUUUACCAUUUAGAUUUUUUUUAAGAAAUUUAGAACUUAAUCUUUCACGGAAUCUUUUUGGUCUUUUUCGGAGUAACGAACCAAUGAUCUCUAAAUGCGCAGGUAUCCUUCUGUUGAUCAACAGCAUGCGGCAGCUGUUCAAAUCGUAAAAUUAUUUCCACAACUUAGUAAUACGCGAGUCACACCAACUGCUCCUGAUGAGUCAUUUUUCUUUUGGCGCAACGGAGGCAAGGAAAAGGGUGCUCAUACUGGCAUGAUAUUUCAUCGCAUCCGGAAUGUCAUCAAACAGCUACCUGCAGAAAAACAUAAAUAUAAUCGAGGAACUAUGCCUGUAGAAGAGUCCGUUUCAACUGAACUUGUAGAGCGGGCUCAAUUGCUCCGAGUAAUGCUUGCAUCGGCAUCAGUAGCAGAACAUAUUUGUGAUGAAAUGGACCGAUGCUUUCCAGUCCUCAAACUGUUAUUAAAAGAAAAGAAACCCGUUAAUGAUAUCUUGGAUAUGUUUCCACACCUGUGUUCAUAUGAAGGAUUGGUGAUUCGUCAAAUGUUUGAGAGAUUGUAUCCUAACAGAACAGAAGGUCUCAAAAUCGAGGAUGUCUUCUCUCAGUGUCUAUCUUAUUCACCGUCCAGAUUCUCUAGAGUAGAAGAUGAUCACAUUCGAGGAUGCUUGAGAAUAAUUUCUCAUAUGCCAAUUCGCGUACAAAAAAGAACGCUGGUAGGUUGUCCAACUGUAGGCGAAGAACAUUCGGCUUCAAUUUUAAUUCGUUGGAUUGGGGAGUGCUUAGAUACAUACAUGGCAUCCCCCGCAACUGAUUCCAAACUACACAUGGUGUGCGUAGCAAGCCCGAUGAAAAGAGGAAAUUAUGCCGUCAUUUGUGAGAAAAAAGUUAUAUUCGAGACUAACAAUUCUAUUCAUGCAGUGGAAAUUUUAUUCAAAUGCCACGCAGUUCUCGGAGUGGAGGUGCCACCUAAUUUUAGAAUGUUUUGGGACUUUCUGGCAUGUGCCAUAUAUAAUAUAAUUCCGCACAGUCAGAGGACAACUGUGAAUAGACUCGUCCAAACUUUUAUUGAAGUUUCCCGCGCACGUAUUGACAACAAAUAAAAGGACAACUUUUUUAUACAAUACUUACUAAAAACCAUAAAAUUUAAUAAACAGAAGUUUCUUUAAUUAUUAUUGUAAAAAUAUUCCAUAAGAAAAGAAAGACUGCAUUGUGUUGUAUCCAAAACAAAAUUUUGACGGCCAAUUUCUUCACUGGAUGUAAACCGGUUUAGUUCCAGUUCAAAUGCAACAAUCGAUCAUGAACCAAUUUAAAUAGGAAUCGGUUGUUGCAUUUCUUCUUACAGAAACCAUUCAGAAUUGCAAGUCAUAAUCCGGAUGGCUCCAGUCAGUAUUCCGGCUCCAGUGA